AUGCGCGACGAGGGCCCGGCGGCUCCACGAGAAACGUCAACGCCUGCGUCGUCAGACAUGGCGCUCGCGACACGCGGCACCGUCUCUGCGCCGCCGCAGAUCGGCGAACGAUCGCUGCGGCAGCAAGUGGUGCUGGACGAGGAGACGUACACCAGUGGCCUUUCACGCAUUAUCCAACGUGAUUUUUUCCCCGACUUGCCACGUCUUCAGGCGCAGAAUGCCUAUCUUACGGCCCUGGAUGAAGGGACCCAGGAUGAAAUUGAGGAAGCGGCACGCCGCCUUGUGCACGAAGAAGCACGAUACGGCGUGCUUACCGAGCGAACACGACGGGCGGACGACGGCGAGCCACUCACGCCGAUGCCCAUGCCUUCCUCCACGCCUCGAUCCGAUACACCGAGGCCCUCGGUGGGCACAACGCCCUUGUCGUACGUGGGCGAUACGCCUCGCUCGUCCACUUCGAUGCACGCUGCAGAUGUGCCUACCAACCUGACGAUGGGGCAGUACCAAACACGCUACACAACCGAAGACAAUGCAUCGUUUGCGCAUCUCAUGGACGUCACACGCAAGCGACGUCGUGAGAAGUACGACUGGGCCUACAAGGCGGCGGAGCACGAGACGGCCAAGCGCCAAGCAAAGAUCGAGGCGGCCCACCACGAAGCUGAAGCGGGUCGGCGGCUGGCCGGGCCCUCCGCGCCGAAAGGCUUGCUGGCGCCGCCACCACCGCCAGUACCGCCGACCUCGUCGUCUCACGCACAGGGAGCGCUUAUGCAUGCGCCUGGCAGUCUCACGUCUACAGCGAAAGCGACCAAGACAGAUAUGCCGCCCCCGCGGCUGGUUCAUGCCAAUACGCGUUUGGAUUGGCACAGCGAUCUAGGCAUGCCAUCGUCGGCUACGACUCCAUCGACGCCCAGUAGCAGUGUGGUCGAUGCUGCGAUUCAUGGCACUUCGUCCCCUCGUGUGAAUGGCUACGGGUUCGUGAGCAUGCCGUCCACACCACGUACAGACAUCGGGACACCGUCUGUGGCAGCGACGCCACGAGCCAGUGCUGCCUCAGCGUCGAGGACGCCACGGCCUAGUACUGACAUACUCAGUCCUGCUGCUCGCACGUUGCUGCAGCGUACCAGUCGUUCUGUCUCGACGCUGUACCGCGCCAAUCCCUCGUCGACGCCGCGCUCUGCUCGCUGGACACCAACGCCUAGUCCGGUCGUUCGACGUAACUCAUAA
Molecule: messenger RNA, 1224 nt
Organism: Malassezia pachydermatis
Lineage: Eukaryota; Fungi; Basidiomycota; Malasseziomycetes; Malasseziales; Malasseziaceae
Exons: 1
Coding region: 1-1224 (407 amino acids)
Cellular component (GO): catalytic step 2 spliceosome
Source: RefSeq, a predicted model, not a curated record